Molecule: messenger RNA, 1614 nt
Organism: Aspergillus fischeri NRRL 181
Lineage: Eukaryota; Fungi; Ascomycota; Eurotiomycetes; Eurotiales; Aspergillaceae
Product: putative C6 transcription factor
Exons: 2
Coding region: 1-1614 (537 amino acids)
Source: RefSeq, a predicted model, not a curated record
AUGCUUUUACUUGACGGCCAGGAGAACUCAUUAGCGCUGGACGCUGUUCUGGUCACUGCGAUUUCGGGAGCCCGCAAACUUGGUCUGCACCGCUUGGGUGGCAUCAAGUUGGACGCCUCUGCAUCACACUUAGCACCAUUAGAAAAUGGCACAUCAGCACUGGUGGAACCGGGACAUAUUCGAACAGAACUAGGGAUUCGCAUUUGGUGGGCACUCGUACAGAGAGAUUGGUCGCGCGGGCAAGCCCUUGGCUACUACACCAUUCAACCAUCACAAUUUAACACUCGGAUGCCGUUGCACAUCAACGAUGAUGAUCUCUGUCUGUCAGCAUGGAGGGUGACUGUCAAUGGAGAAAUCACGGAGCGGCCUCGAUCCGAGUUCACUAUGAUGUCGUAUACAGUUCACGCCCUCGAACUUGCCGGCAUUGUACGCGAAUCUAUCGAUCUAAGGGGAUUACCAACUCAGCAGCCUGAUCUAACCACUGAAUCUGCCAAGCUGCGCAAACAUAUCAACAAUAAGUACGAAAAGUACAUAGCUACUCUGCCGUCAUAUUUUCGAUUGGGGAGCACUGUAGGACUCACCGCCACUGGUCCAAUGGCAGCAAUCCCUGUGCAACGCUGGAUGCUGCACCAACAACUCUGGAGCUUACUGCUUCGGCUACAUCGAGCUGAUCUAUCAUCUCCGAUUAGCCGUGCUUCCUGUCAGCUUCUAGCCCAAAAUAUUAUCAGUACCCAGGCUCAGAUUCAGGCGCGAUGCGCUGUAUGUGGCUCGCUAUCAACCAGUGAGACUCAGCUAUUCAACGCAGCUGUUAUGUUGCUCCUCGACCUGCUCUUCACAUCUAAGCAAGGGGAUGUGGAUAGUGCAAGUGCACACCUUAGCCGAUUGAUGACUCGGGACAAGAUCAGGGAAGCGAUUGAAUUAUUGCGAACCAAAAGCCUCAUGGAAGGGUCAUCACUUCACGAUCUGCACUUGGAGCAAGUCAAAGGGUCUGCUCAGCGCAGCGUGGUUGCUCUGGAAGCCUUGAUGAAGCUUGAAGAAGGCGAUGCAGAUCACAGCAGCACCAAUAACUCAGGGAGUGCCGCUGGAAAUCGUCCCAGAGAACCAUUGGCUGCUCAAAGCUCGCUGAGACUCAGGGUUACUGAUAUUCUCAGGGCCUUGAGCGGAAGCACUGACCCUGAAAGCGCACCCGUGCAAGAGCAGCAGGCCCCCAUUGACCCCUUUUCGCCGUUUCACGUGUCGAUGCCGUUUGCCAAUGUCGCCGAUGGGUUUCAUGACUUGGACGUGCUGCCGAUUCUCUCCAACGGCCUCAGCCCAAACUUUUGGCAAUCCUUGGACUUUUCCCUGCCACCAUUUGAAUCUCACACAAAGGAUGUCUCGUUUACUACCCGAGGAGACCCGCCUGGCGCCUUUGGACUGGGUACUUCGCAACUUGCCGACUCAUAUAGUAGUACUCCUAGCAGCCGUAUGACCCACACAUCUCCUUCAUCUCUGCAGAGUGAAUCUAUCGGACUGGGUGGAGGCAGUGACUCCGCCACAACUCCCUCUAGCGCUGAUGCCUACGUUGCCGCCAAGUUUUAUUACGCCAUGGGUGAUGGGACACUGGCUCCUAUGUAG